UUUAAGGUGUAAUGAAGCAAUGAAGAGAUCCCGGGAGCGUGUAGAUCCGAAUUAGAAGUGAGAGAAAAUAUUGAGGGCGAUGGAGACGAUGGCGGAUGCUGAGACAGCAAAGCCCAAGCCUCGACCAAUCAUCCGUCUUGGCCUCUUCCUUAUUUCUCACAGUUUCCUCCUUAGUGUGGUUUGUUGCGCUGCUGGGAUUUUUGCUCUCUUGCUCUUGCCUGUUCUCGCCAAAAACACCUACAUUUCCGAAAAUGCCCUCAUGCCUGGUUCUGCUAGUCCCAUGCUGUCGAAUGAUGACGUUUCACGGGCUAGAGCAUUUGUGAACAAGGUCGUUAGCUUUGAUUCCAAAUCUGAUAGCUCAAGAAUAGGAAUUCAAGAAUUGGUAGCGCAACAUAUUACAGAUUUGGGCGGUGAAGUGAAUUUUCACAAGUUCCUACCUCAAGUGAAUAAGUUUAACCCCCUGCAUUUUUUCUCCAGUCCUGAUCAAGGAAUAGUCCAGGAGAAUUAUACUUGUUCAUCAUAUGGUAUCAAUACAGUUGGAUUUAUAAGAGCUCCACGUGGCGACGGGAAGGAGGCUAUUGUGUUGGUGACCCCUUAUAAUUCUGUAAAGACCAGCACGGGUGAGGCUUUAUCACUAGGCAUUGCAUACUCAAUUUUCUCCCUGCUCACUCGAGUGACGUGGUUAGCUAAAGAUAUCAUAUGGCUUGCUGCGGAUUCACAGCACGGGGAAUAUGCUGCAGUUGCUGCAUGGCUAAGAGAGUAUCAUACACCAUCAUUUGAUGGUUCUGGGAGAAGUCUAUUUGAAUCAAGUGCGAGUCCAAUAACAGGAAGAAAGAGACACAAUGAUUUUCUACGUGCUGGCACAAUGGCUGCUGCCCUUGUCAUAAAGGUUACAGAUGGCGGUGAGAAAGCAGAGAGAGAUGUUCUCAAUUUAUAUGCUGAAGCUUCCAAUGGACAGAUGCCAAACCUUGAUCUGAUAAAUGUUGUGAACUAUUUGGCUGUAAACGGGCAGGGAUUACGGGUGAAGGUUGAGAAAUUAGGGUCAUUGCUUGACUCUGGGUGGUUGCGAAGUCUCGCUGAACUGUUUCACAAACUGGGCAAAGUGGUUAGAAGUUUGAAUCCCCAAUGGAACUUCGGUAUUUCUGUUGCAGAAUAUAUUGAAGGCACUGCUACACUUGUUAGCUCAUUAUAUAACCAGGCACUGGGUGUUCCCACAGGUCCUCAUGGUGUUUUUCGAGAUUAUCAAGUUGAUGCCAUUACUAUGGAAAUCUCAUCAAAACGUUUAGCAAACUACAAAAACAGACCAAGCGAGUUACUUUUGCAAGGUGGCAGAUUGGUUGAAGGAGUGAUCCGGUCUGUAAAUAAUCUGCUUGAGAAGUUUCACCAGUCAUUUUUUCUUUAUCUUUUGACGUCUCCGAAUAAAUUUGUGUCGGUUGGAGUCUACAUGAUACCGUUUGCCUUGCUUGUUGGUCCUCUUCCGAUGGUCGCAGCUUCUCUUUUCGCUGAUUCUAGCAGAAGUAAUUCUGGGAUGGAAAACAAGAUCACAUCUUCUCCAGCUUCUUCUGAUAUCCCAGCCAUCACAUUUGGAACCUGGAGAUGGCUUCACGCGGCCAAGACCGUGUUUAUUGUCCACUUUUGGGGUGCCAUUGUAGCAUUACUUCCGCAUUUUCUGUCCCUAGUACGAGAUUCACCACCUCUGACCAACCUCUCAAUCUGGAUCGUCCUUUCAGCGUUCACCCUCUUGAUCUUGCAAGCGAUUCUGGGUUCCUCCUUUUCUCUUCCACGCAAGAACCAAACCCAAGGAAUGGAAUGGACUCUCUUGAAAUCAGUCACAAUUGCUGCUGCAUGUACUGGACUUAGCAUAAUGUCAGUCAUAAACUUUGCAACUGCAGAAAUCGGAGCACUUAUGCUGGUCCCUUUGUGUUUAAUAGCUAGACCCUUGAGGCUCGAUGCAAAAGCUAAAACCUUGAAGUCAUUUAUUAGGGCAGCUUGCAAUGUAGUCUUGAUAUUUCUAGCUUUUCCUCCUGUCACUUAUUAUUUGUGGAAGGGAGCAUUAGUAGGUCUUGACAAUGCAAGCAUUGGUGACUUCUGGAACUGGGUUGAGUCUCUUUGGACAUGGAACAGUGCAACAUACAUAUACAUGUGUAUGGUUCAUCUUCCAUGCUGGGUUUUGUGUGCUCAUACGCUAGUGUAUCCUGGUUGAUGCACUGCAGUUUUCCUUUUUUUUUUUUUUUUCUUUCUGUAUUUGUAUACUAGAAAAAUGGAAUUGGGAGUGCAUUUAUGGUUACAUCAUCUUCCUUUCUUUCCAA
Molecule: messenger RNA, 2309 nt
Organism: Lycium ferocissimum
Lineage: Eukaryota; Viridiplantae; Streptophyta; Magnoliopsida; Solanales; Solanaceae
Exons: 6
Coding region: 80-2203 (707 amino acids)
Biological process (GO): attachment of GPI anchor to protein
Cellular component (GO): GPI-anchor transamidase complex; membrane
Source: RefSeq, a predicted model, not a curated record